AUGCCACUACCCGAGAUAAUAGAAACUGUCGUGGUAGUUGUGCACUGCUGCUGGGACGACGGAAUUCUCCACAUUGUCACUGAAACAAGCUAUUGUGCAGUGGAGUAUGCUUAUUCGGUUGAGUUACAUCAGCUAUUCCCAUAUCGCAGUUCCGCAAAUGAUGUUGGUGAUGAAAGAGCGCAUUUUUUUUAUCCAUGUUUGAAGACAAUGUAUAAUGCAGUAGCAAUGAUCACAAUGGCUCACGAAUUUGUCGAGAUGUCCCGCAAUGGUUCCAUGCCACCACUUGUGUGUAUUAUGACGUUGUAG
Messenger RNA from Necator americanus (New World hookworm), 306 nucleotides. RefSeq lists its product as uncharacterized. The transcript has a single exon. Bases 1 to 306 code for a protein of 101 amino acids. The record is from RefSeq and is a predicted model, not a curated record. Lineage: Eukaryota; Metazoa; Nematoda; Chromadorea; Rhabditida; Ancylostomatidae.